Molecule: messenger RNA, 2134 nt
Organism: Dendroctonus ponderosae (mountain pine beetle)
Lineage: Eukaryota; Metazoa; Arthropoda; Insecta; Coleoptera; Curculionidae
Product: protein phosphatase 1A
Exons: 9
Coding region: 248-1363 (371 amino acids)
Biological process (GO): negative regulation of stress-activated MAPK cascade; protein dephosphorylation
Cellular component (GO): cytosol; nucleus
Molecular function (GO): manganese ion binding; protein serine/threonine phosphatase activity; magnesium ion binding
Source: RefSeq, a predicted model, not a curated record
UUACGUCACUGUCAAAAAUCUAUUUUUAGGGAAGCGCACGCGUCUCCGGGUUUUAUUUCCACCAUUUCUCUAAUUUAUUUGUUGUUGAUUGUUUAUUAAAUUAAAUUUUCCAAUCGGUUUCGCCACAGGAUUCAGCGCGAAACAGCGGAACGACGAAAAGGCUUUUGAGACUCGCGGUUUUUGUCGAAAACAUGAAACUACGCUAAGGGAAAAACGAACGACCAUUAUUUAACCCGUAGACGAAGACAUGGGGGCUUUCCUUGAGAAACCCAAUACUGAUAAGUUCCAGGAGGUUGGAGAAGGAAAUGGACUCAGAUAUGCAGUGGCCAGUAUGCAGGGAUGGCGCGUGGAAAUGGAAGACGCACAUAGCGCCAAAUGUGCAGGACUUUGUGACGACGAGCGUCUACGAGAUUGGUCGUAUUUUGCUGUGUUUGAUGGGCAUGCGGGGGCUCGGGUCUCGGCCCAUUGCGCCGACCAUCUCCUCGACGCCAUAGUGGCUCAAGAGGAAUUCAGCGAAGACGUUAUCAAAGGAAUCAGACAAGGAUUUCUGGAGCUGGAUGACAAAAUGCGCAACCUGCCUGAAAUGUCUUCGGGCGAGGACAAAUCAGGAACAACGGCCGUGUGCGCCUUCAUCUCGCCAAAAGGCCUGUUCAUAGCAAAUUGCGGCGAUUCCAGAGCAGUGCUCUGUAGGAACGGCAGCCCUGCCUUCAGUACACAGGAUCACAAACCUGGCCUGCCCUCUGAAAUGGCUCGCAUAGUCAGAGCAGGCGGCAGCGUCAUGAUCCACAGAGUUAACGGCAGCUUGGCAGUGAGCCGCGCUUUGGGGGACUUUGAAUAUAAGAACGUGAAAGGGCGCGGACCCUGCGAGCAGCUGGUGUCUCCGGAGCCGGAAAUUUUUGUGCAGGAUCGCGAUCAUCGUCUUGACGAAUUUCUGGUUUUGGCCUGCGAUGGCGUCUGGGACGUUAUGAGCAACGAGGACCUUUGCGCGUACAUUCGCAGCCGCCUCCAGGUCACCGAAGACCUCAGAGAAGUGGCCGGACAAGUUAUUGAUACCUGUUUGUACAAGGGCAGUCGCGACAAUAUGUCCAUCGUGCUGGUCGUGUUUCCAGGCGCCCCAAGGCCCUAUCCUGAAGCUAUCCAGGCGGAACGGGACCUGGACGCCACUCUGGAAAGCCACAUUAAAGAAAUCAUUCGGGAUCAGAAACAGAUCGAGUUUGUAGAAUUAGUUUCGAAACUUGAUUCGAUGGAGAUUGAGGGCCUUCCACCGGGAGGCGGAUUAUCUUCUAAGCGAGCACUGAUUGAACAAAUGUACAAACAACUGUUACCCGAUCGAGACGACACAGACUUGGACUCGUACAACUAAGCGUAAGAAGAAUGGCCACUAUUUUUGUAAUAAAGCAUGUUUUGUAGGUCGCCAAUCGAACGGCUCAAACGAUUUUAAAGUUAAAUGGAAAGAUCAUGUAACUUUCUAUGUAAAACAUUUAGACUCAUCUCAUAUCAGUUAGGAAAGCUGCAGUUUUGCGCCCUUUACUUAAGCCAUUAUUUGCAUUACGCAUAAAGAAUCUUGCCUUCAUGGGCUUGAAAGUUUAGAGCAACCAAGUUUCAUUAAACUGAAAUUAUCGUCUUCACUGCACAUUAUGUAAAUUCUACAGAUAGUUGCGGGUUUUUAGGAUUUCAGUAGCAUUAAUAAGGAUGUACAAUAGGAUUCGUGACAAAUUAUUGUAACCCAUUUAAAUACGGCCCUCAUAGCGAAAAAUAAUGUUUUACCGAUGAAUGUUGUUACUUAAGCGUUUUUUCCUCGUUUAGCGACAAGGCCUAGCUGCUACACUAAUGUUAAGUUGAUGUUCUUGGAUUUUGAUUAAUGGGGGGAAUCUGCUCCACUAAGUCACGCGCCUUUAGUAUUGCGUUUGCGACGGGUUUGUUUCCAAUCAAGUCAAUGUGUGACAAUAAUAAUUGAUUUGAAUAUUCAAAAACAAUUUAAUAGCUUUGGAUAGACUGGCAUCAGUAACCGGCAUUAUCCACUAUCUUUAACUUAGGCGAUUUUUAGCUUCAUUAACCAGAAUUUAUACAUACCUCCCUAUUUUCUUAUACGAUUUUGUCCUGUGUACAGAAAAUAUAUUUACUAAAAUUUGAA